This is a messenger RNA of Suillus paluster, 345 nucleotides long. RefSeq names its product zf-CSL-domain-containing protein. NCBI's taxonomy places the organism in Eukaryota, Fungi, Basidiomycota, Agaricomycetes, Boletales, Suillaceae. The transcript has 2 exons. Gene Ontology annotation, biological process: protein histidyl modification to diphthamide. The record is from RefSeq and is a predicted model, not a curated record. Gene Ontology annotation, molecular function: metal ion binding. The coding region runs from base 1 to 345 and encodes 114 amino acids.
AUGGGGGCUUACUACGACGAGAUCGAAAUUGAAGAUAUGGUAUGGGAUGAGGUAAAGGGCGUCUAUCAUUACCCUUGUCCCUGCGGCGACCGCUUCGAGAUCUCUCGCAAGCAGCUUGCCAACUGCGAGGACAUCGCGACGUGUCCAAGCUGCAGCCUAAUAAUUAGAGUGGUCUAUGAUCCACUUGAUUUUGAAGAUGAGGCUCCGGAUGACGAGGGGUCUGCGUCGGAGGAAAGUGAAGAAGACGAGGAGGAAGAUGACGACAGCGACGCCGACCAGUUCGAGGAUGCUCUUGAGAAGCUUACUAUAACUGAGCCAUUGGCGGCGGCGGUUGCAGCAGCAUGA